GCAAAGAACUUUGAUUGUCGUCCUUAUCCAUCCAGUUGAACAGCACCAUCAUCAUCAUCCAUCACCAUGUCCUUGUUUUCAUAAAUGCAUCCAUCAUCAACCAUGUUCUUCAUCUUCAUCUUCCCUCAACUUCGAUCUUCAAAUUCAAUCACUUCACUUCUCAAUCGCUCAAAUUAACAACACACAAGAAGAACAACCAUGGAGCCCAUGGAUAUCGUUGCCAAAGCCAAGGAAGACGCUUCGCUCCCUAAAGCAACAAUGACGAAAAUUAUUAAGGAGAUGCUGCCCCCGGAUGUUCGUGUCGCCAGAGAUGCCCAGGAUUUAUUGAUCGAGUGUUGUGUAGAGUUUAUAAACCUCGUCUCGUCAGAAUCCAAUGAAGUCUGUGGCAGAGAGGAGAGAAGGACAAUUGCGCCUGAGCACGUAUUGAAGGCUUUAGGGGUUCUUGGAUUUGGUGAUUACAUUGAGGAAGUCUAUGCAGCAUAUGAACAGCACAAGUUGGAGACAAUGCAGGACACUCUUAAAGGUGCCAAGUGGAGCAACAGAGCUGAGAUGACCGAGGAAGAAGCGUUAGCUGAGCAGCAAAGGAUGUUUGCAGAAGCACGUGCUAGGAUGAAUGGAGGGACCAUUACUUCCAAGGAGCCAGAUGCUGACCAAAGUUAAGAGAGCUAACCUUUUAGGAUCUUUAUUUUCUUGAGCAUAGGCAAGCAUCUCUGACUCUUCUCUGCGUUAAUUUAGUUCGAUUUGCAUAAAACCCAUUCACUAGUUUGCUAGCCUAUGUGGAUGUGCUGGCCAUUGUGUUCUUUUAGUGAUCCAUAUUUGUAAGUUAAUGUAAUUAAAAGAGUUCAUUUAAAUCGUGGUCUAUUUAGAAUUACCUGUAAAUUAUUUCAUUUA
Lotus japonicus is the source of this 891-nucleotide messenger RNA. RefSeq names its product protein Dr1 homolog. Gene Ontology annotation, molecular function: protein heterodimerization activity. The transcript is spliced from 6 exons. The record is from RefSeq and is a predicted model, not a curated record. Bases 199 to 660 code for a protein of 153 amino acids. Lineage: Eukaryota; Viridiplantae; Streptophyta; Magnoliopsida; Fabales; Fabaceae.